UUCUCCUUCCAACCAACCAAUAUCAUCCUUACUAUCUAAAAAUACUCCAGAAAGCUCAAGAGUCAAAAGUCCAUGGAUCAGAAAAAAGAGCUUUGAAGGAAAGUGAUUCUCCCUCCAGGUCUGCAGGGUAUGAUCUGCCAUAUGUAUCUGAUAAGAAAGAGAAGUUUAAAAUGGUGAUUGGUAAAUCCAAGAAGGAAAUGCAGGACUCCCUGACCAAAACUUCAGAGCAAGAGGUUGGAGUCAAUGUGGACGCUGCUGCUGCUGCCGCUAUCCUUCACGCAGCCACUAGAGGUAUCAAGAAUCCCAAUUUGAAUAUCAUCUCAGGCUCAUCUAAGAAUGGUGAUAGUCAGGGUCACAGCAGUGAGGGUGGCCAAGCCUCAAGUUUCCUCAAUGUCCCUCCAUUUAGUCAGAGGUCUGACCAGAGGAUGAAAAAUAGUGUUUCGAUUCCAAAGGCGAAGGAAAUCGCGAAGUCUGCUGCUGCAGAAGCUGCGAGUGAGGCAGACUCCUCUGAAGCACACUUGAGCAAAGAGCAGAAGCUGAAAGCAGAGAGGCUGAGAAGGGCAAAGAUGUUUGUGGCCCUGAUAAAAGGUGGAGCAGCUCCUGUGAAAAGAGAUUCUUCACAUGGAGGGUCAGUGGAACCACAGGAAUCUGCCUUGUCAGGUUCCGGCACAGAGGUUAAUGCUGCUACUAGAGAAAGAGAAGGCAGUGCAGCACCGUCAGAAUUGACUGCUCUAGGGAGAGAAGGCAGUGCAGCUCUGUCAGAACUGACUGCUCUAGAGAGAGAAGAGAAUGAGCGGCGAUCAAGAAGGAAAUACCGGUCAAGAUCUGAUAGACCCGAAGAGGAGGAUGAAGAGGAAGAGGGAGAGGAGGAGCAGCGGUCCAGAAAGAAGCACCGCUCUUCAAGAGAAGAUGAAGAGGAAGAAAGUGGAGAUGUAAGGGAUGAUCGACGAUCCAAAAAAAAGAAGCAUUCACGACGUCAUAGACACAAAGAUGGUGGCAAUGCAUAUGAGGAUGAAGAUGAUGAAGAUAAACGAUCAAGAAAGAAGCACCGCAGACGGCAUUCCUCUCCUGAAUAUGAUAGUGAUGAAGAUGAUAAACGAUCAAGAAAGAAGCACCGCAGACGGCAUUCCUCUCCUGAAUAUGAUAGUGAUGAAGAUGAUAAACGAUCAAGAAAGAAGCACCGCAGACGGCAUUCAUCCCCUGAAUAUGAUGAUGAUGAUGAUGAUGAGCGAAGAGAUGCUGAGAGACAUCAUAAGCAUGGAAGGAAAAAGCAUUCAAGUCAUCGGCCUUCACGUGAAAAUAAGAAAGAUGAUUAUGAAGAGGAUUAUAAUCAUUCCAAGAAGAAAGAUAGAUCUCAUAGAACCUCCCACCGGAGUAGAGAUAGACGCAAACACAUGAUAAAGCAUUCCAGUGAUGAUGAGUCUGAACAUGAGCAUAAGCGCCCAAACUCUUCAGAUAAUGAAAAGCAGCACUAUGGCAGGGCCGAUAAGAUUGUAAAGGGGACCAAAGAAAGAGAAGAACUGGCCAAAGAAAGAGAAGAACUGGAAGAGGGUGAGAUCGGUACCAAAGUGUCAGAUCAAUCAAGAGGAAGUCUGCGAGGUUCCGUCAGCAGAGAAGCUUCAGUGGAUGUAUCUAGUUCCCAUCAAAGAGCCGCAUCUCAGCAUUCUGAAUCUACUGAGAUAUCAGAUGAUCUUAGGGCCAAAAUCCGUGCAAUGUUAAUGGCAACUAGGAAGUAG
Messenger RNA from Nicotiana tabacum (common tobacco), 1736 nucleotides. The record is from RefSeq and is a predicted model, not a curated record. Lineage: Eukaryota; Viridiplantae; Streptophyta; Magnoliopsida; Solanales; Solanaceae.